Phytophthora nicotianae INRA-310 is the source of this 1691-nucleotide messenger RNA. Its product is annotated as ubiquinone biosynthesis monooxygenase COQ6. The coding region runs from base 69 to 1517 and encodes 482 amino acids. The record is from RefSeq and is a predicted model, not a curated record. Lineage: Eukaryota; Oomycota; Peronosporomycetes; Peronosporales; Peronosporaceae. Gene Ontology annotation, cellular component: mitochondrion. The transcript has a single exon. Gene Ontology annotation, biological process: ubiquinone biosynthetic process. Gene Ontology annotation, molecular function: oxidoreductase activity, acting on paired donors, with incorporation or reduction of molecular oxygen, NAD(P)H as one donor, and incorporation of one atom of oxygen; FAD binding; 2-octaprenyl-6-methoxyphenol hydroxylase activity.
UGACGCCUUCGAGCCACAGACUUGCGGCGCAAAAGCUACGCACAUUAGCAGCAGCUCCCUUCCGCAUCAUGGUGCUUUCCUCCGUCGCGCGCGCGUCCACGCGCUCGCUGCGUUGCUCACGUACAUUGGCGGCGCGUUCGCUGUCCACUUCGGCGCCGUUCGAUCCUCAGGUUCCGCACUACGAUGUGGUGGUUGUGGGCGGCGGCCUCGUGGGCUCCGCGUUGGCCUGCCAGCUCAAGAGCCACCCUGUGUUCAAGGGCAAGAACGUUGCGGUCAUUGAGCCCGCUGCUCCUCCUGUCGCGCCGUCCGUGGAGGAAGAUUCACCUGACCUCCGUGUAUUUACCAUCACUCCGGCCAGCCAGAAGCUGCUGGAGAGCACUGGAGCCUGGAACCUCAUCGCUGACGGCCACACUGCCGUAUUCAAGGACAUGCAGGCCUGGGACGCCAUGGGCGACGGCUUCAUCCGCUUCGACGCUAACAAAAUGAACAAGGAAAUGCUAGGCCACGUCGUGGAGCACCGUGUACUGGUGCGUGCGCUGCACGACCGCAUGAACCAGUUGGCUGCUGACACCGACGACAGCGCCCCGCUUAAGCUCUACUGCCCUGCCAAGGUCAAGCACUUCCAGCGUCCCACUGCUGUGUCUGGCAUCUCGCACAUUGGCCUCGAAGACGGCCAGCGCAUGAAGGCCGACCUUGUGGUGGCUGCUGACGGCGGCAACUCUAUCAUCCGUUCGCUCUCGGCACUCGGCACUUGGGGCUGGGACUACGACCAACAGGCUGUCGUGGCUACUGUUAAGACCGAUCGUGUGAACGAGACGGCCUGGCAGCGUUUCUACCCUACGGGUCCCGUGGCUCUACUGCCCAUGCGCGAUGGAUACUCGUCGGUGGUGUGGUCGUGCACAGCCGACAUGGCCAAGGAGCUCACGGCGCUCAGCCCCGAGGAGUUCGUGGCACGUCUUAAUGAUGCAUACUCCGCCCCACCGAUGGCCCCCGUGCCGCCUGAGUUCCCGGGAAUCCCGGUGCUCUCGGACCUGGUGAAGGGUGUGCACCACGCUGCCAACACCAUCAUGUCGGCUGCGGCUCUGACGGAGCCGUUCGUCGCCCCACCUAAGGCUGUGGCCACGGUGGGCCACCGCUUCGCCUUCCCGCUUAAGUUGAAGCACGCCACCAAGUACAUCAAGCCUGGUGUUGCCCUUGUGGGCGACUCUGCCCACACGAUCCACCCGCUUGCCGGUCAGGGAUUGAACCUUGGUCUGGGUGACGUGAACGCUCUCAGCAACCUCCUUAUUGAGGGCGUGAAGAGCGGUGAGAACCUCUCGAGCGAGUACUUCCUGCAGCAGUAUGAGGACGAGCGUAUGAAGGCUAACAUUACCAUGCAGCUGGCUAUGGAUGGCUUCAAGCGGAUGUUCGGCCCCACUCCGGACGCAGUCUCUGUGGCACGUAACGUGGGCAUGGGCACGCUCAACGCCGUGGAACCGCUCAAGAACCAGAUCAUGAAGUAUGCCAUGGGCAUCUAGACAACCAGUAGAUGGCGAGUUAGCGAUCAUAUCAACUGAGCACGUAGGAUCAACUUCUAUAUCGUCUUGCUAUUGGUCACCAACUUCCAUCGUCUAUUCCUCUUUGAGUCGUUUGUCCUGCGUCGAGAACAAGUGUCGGUUGACUUCAAAGAUGGAGAUAUCACCGAUUCCAGG